Messenger RNA from Bipolaris zeicola 26-R-13, 216 nucleotides. RefSeq lists its product as uncharacterized. Lineage: Eukaryota; Fungi; Ascomycota; Dothideomycetes; Pleosporales; Pleosporaceae. The annotation marks the transcript as partial. The transcript has a single exon. The record is from RefSeq and is a predicted model, not a curated record.
AUCGGAACAAUACGGCACUUUGUAACAUCCUCAACAAUGCGCCUUUGUACAUUACAGCAUAUGACUCAUCAUACAUGGCCUGUAUCAAGCAUCUUGCGAGUUUUGGAGCCCGUUCGUCCUUUUUCCUUGAACCUGGGGUUGGAAGGAGUUGCUGGACACCGGUACCGAUCUCGAUCAUCCCUUAUCUAUUAUUUGCUUCUUCUCUGCCACUUGUAA